Rotaria sordida is the source of this 588-nucleotide messenger RNA. Lineage: Eukaryota; Metazoa; Rotifera; Eurotatoria; Philodinida; Philodinidae. The record is from the annotation of a GenBank genome assembly.
AUGGUUUGUUUUGGGGUACAAACGGUAUCAGUCAAGGUGAAGAAUGGAACUAUAUUUGGAUCCUUUUGUUCUUGUCCAUUUACCAGUGUAGUGGCCUAUCUCGGUAUUCCAUUUGCUCAACCUCCAGUUGGAUCUCUUCGAUGGAAUGCUCCAGUUUCAUACAAUUCAAUGUAUCCAAAUGGUAGCAUUAACGCUACAACAUUCUCACCUGGUUGCAAUCAAUUCGGUUCAUUUACCAAUCAAGCUCCCACUUACUCUGAGGACUGUUUGUAUCUUAAUGUGUGGGCUCCAGCCAAGGCUACUGAUAAAUCUUUACUUCCAGUGAAAGUUUGGAUUUAUGGUGGAGGUGGUUAUGUAGGUUCGACCUCCGAUCCCUUAUAUAAUGGAUGUGGAAUAGCUACAAAUGCGGUUGUCGUUUCAAUGAAUUAUCGACUCGGUCCUCUUGGCUGGCUCACUUUGGGACCUCCGGCAAGCUUUACAGGCAACUAUGGUAUCCUCGAUGUUCUCAUGGCAUUACAAUGGGUUCAAGAAAAUAUCGCCUCAUUCGGCGGCAAUAAUGUAUGGACAAUUUCAUUAAAUAUUAACUAG